This is a messenger RNA of Lucilia cuprina (Australian sheep blowfly), 4080 nucleotides long. Its product is annotated as C3 and PZP-like alpha-2-macroglobulin domain-containing protein 8. The transcript is spliced from 9 exons. Gene Ontology annotation, molecular function: endopeptidase inhibitor activity. NCBI's taxonomy places the organism in Eukaryota, Metazoa, Arthropoda, Insecta, Diptera, Calliphoridae. Gene Ontology annotation, cellular component: extracellular region. Bases 53 to 4057 code for a protein of 1334 amino acids. The record is from RefSeq and is a predicted model, not a curated record.
CGAAAUGUUUAUUAAAAUCGUCAAGACGUAGCAUUUAGAAAACCUAAUAAAUAUGAAACCAGUUUGGCUUCUUCAAUACUCCUUUAUAUUCGUACAACUUUUAACAGUUGUCAUCAGUAAAAGUUAUUAUACUAUAAUCGCACCGGGUACAAUUAAAUCGAAUCGUAAAUAUCCCGUAACAGUAACACUACAUAAUGCCGAUGAGCCCUGUACGAUGCGUGUGACCAUUGAGGGUUUAUCAUUUAACGAGACCAAAGAUGUUUAUGUGAAUCCGCUUGAAUCGAAACUAAUAGAGUUUAUGCCACAUAAACUAUCGCCAGGUGAAUACAAAUUAAAAGCGGAAGGUAUUUCGGGUUUGAUUUUUAAAAAUGAAAGUAUUUUAAACGUACAGUCCGAUUAUGGUCCACAUAUUUAUAUACAAACUGAUAAGGCGAUUUAUAAACCAAAAGAUUUGGUACAAUUUCGUGUUGUAAUAUUGGAUGAACAUACAAGACCUUUAAAAAUAAAGGAACCCAUACGUAUUGAGAUAUUGGAUAAUCUUGAUAAUCGUGUCAAACAAUUUAAAGACAUAUCGCUUCAAAAAGGUGUAUAUACAGGACAAUUUCCCCUAUCUGAAUAUCCAGUUUUAGGUCUUUGGAAAAUUAAAGUUAUAAUAAGCGGAAAAUAUGCUUACUCCCAUUACAAAACCAUAACAGUUCAAAAAUAUGUUUUACCAAAAUUCAGUAUUCACAUAAAAUCUCCCGAAAAUAUAUUACGUGAAGAUGGUAGUCUUAAAGUUGGCUUUUAUGGUAAAUAUACUUACGACAAAUAUGUGGCAGGAUAUGCCAGAAUUGAAUUAUGGGAUAACUGGAAUGGCAAACUUCUGGAAACAAAACAACUCGAGGUGGAAAGUGUAGGAUUUGUAGAGUUUCAUUUUGAUACAACAAAAGAUUAUAAAAGUUUUAAAAUAGAAGUACAAUUUACCGAAAAUUUAACGGGCAUAAUGCAAAGUGAAAAACGUUAUGUGAAUAUAAAAAAUCAAAAAUAUAAUAUUAGAAUACCAAAAGAAGAAAUCGAAUUUCGUAAUAAUAAACCAUAUCGUUUGAAAGCUCAUGUUGAGCAUUGGUCGGGUGCAGCUGUAUUGGAUCGUGAGACAAAGGUUGUAAUGAAACAUGGCAAUAAACUAUAUGAAUCGUAUUUAGAUGGUUUUGGGGUGGCAUCGUUUGAUUUUGAUCAUAAAUCUAUGUCGGAUCAUUUAUUUACAUAUAAAGAUUCACAAGAAAAAUUCCCGAAUAUUUUGUCGCAUGAAAGUUUAAAGCUUAACGAGACUGAAUACUAUUGUCGUUUGAAAUUGCUUGGAGAAGGUCCACGUCUAGGUAAAACUAUUGAAAUCGAAAUAAGUUCCAUCGAAAAGAUACCCUAUUUUGUGUAUACAAUAAUGGGUCAUGCAACGAUUGUACACAUGGAACUGAUCAAGGUAGCAGCAAAUCAAAAAUCAUUUAUUAUUCGCAUAACACCAUCCAUUGAAAUGAUACCCACAUCGUUUAUAUAUGUUCACUAUAUACAAAAUGGCAACUUAAGAUAUGAGGAAUUAGAGCUUAAAUUUCCUCAUGAAUUUGAAAAUCAGAUAUCACUUUUAGCUGCCACAGAAGUAGUACCUGGCAAAGAGGUUACAAUCGAAAUAAAAGCUGAACCCAACUCAUAUGUUAGUAUAUUGGCAGUAGAUUUAAGUGUUUUUCUACUGGACCCGAGUUAUGAUUUGAAAAAACAUGAAAUACUUUUAGAAUUGGCCAAUGAUCUAUCGUAUACGAAUAGAGCAGUAGUCAUAUAUCCGGGUAUUAUAUCCGGCCUAAUAACCUUAACCAAUGCACAUUAUCCAUACUCUAGUACUCUUCCCGGCACUGAGUUUAGACCUGCUAGCAGUUUUCCUCCUAAGUUUCGUAGUAAAUUUCCGGAAACAUGGAUCUUUCAAAAUUUGGAAAUUCAUGACAGCAGUACCCAGUUAACUUUACAAAUACCCGAUACUAUAACUACUUGGCGUAUUACGGCAUUUUCAAAUAAUGAUAUUAAGGGAUUUGGUAUAGUCAAUGAACCCACUGAUAUUACCACCAUUAAGUCAUUUUUCAUAACCCUUAACUUACCAUACUCUGUAAAACGUGGUGAAAUUGUUGCUAUACCCAUAAUAAUUUUCAAUUAUCAUGAACAAUCUCUGGACACUGAAAUUGUUAUGUAUAAUGAUAAUCAAGAGUUCUAUUUUAUGGAAUCAAAUUUACAGGAAGCCGAGAAAUCCGAAGAUGAUCGAAAACAAAUAAAGCAAUUGCUGGUUUCGGCAGAAGGUGGUAAAACUGUUACAUUUUAUAUAAAUCCCAUACAAUUGGGUGAAAUAGACCUAAAAAUUUCUGCCACGAAUUCUCUAUUUACCGAUGCUAUUGUGAAAAAACUUAAAGUGGAACCAGAAGGUGUAAUAAAAUAUCACAAUAAAGCCAUGUACUUAAGUGUGCCACCCGAUGGAACGCUUUCAUCAUUCUUUUUGCUGCUAUUUCCCGAGGAAAAAGUUCCCGAUUCAGAAUAUAUCACUUUAUCGGUAGGUGGUGAUUACUUAGUGCCAACUUUAGAUAAUUUGCAAGAUUUAGUUAAUUUACCCUCGGGUUGUGGUGAACAGAAUAUGGUGAACUUGGCUCCCAAUAUUUUAAUAUUACAUUACCUAAAGAUCAACGGUAAAUUGGGAAAGGAAAAGGAGCUGGUCAGAAAACUGCGCUCAUUUAUCGAUAUGGGUUAUCAACAACAGUUAUCGUUUCGUCAUACAAAUGGUGGUUAUAGUGUUUUUGGUGAGAGAUCAGACCGUGAGCCCAGUACUUGGCUUACGGCGUAUGUUGUACGUUUUCUCAUAAAAUCCGCCAGAAUUGCUCCCGUUGAAACGCGUAUUAUAGAAAAGGAUUUGGAUUAUUUGGCGAAUCAACAAGUGCCAAACGGAGCAUUUCUACGUAAGGGUUAUCUAUUUAGUCCCACACAUCAGAAUCAAUAUGGACUAACGGCAUUUGUGUUGUUGAGCUUUUUGGAAGAUCGUAAAUAUGCUCUUAAAUAUCAAAAUACCAUUCAAAAAGGUUUAGAGUUUCUCAAUUUUAAUUUAAAUCAUAUUAAAGACGUCUAUGCUCUUUCCAUUGUGGCGUGUGCUCUGAAAAUGGCCAAAAAUAAUAACGCUGAUAGUGUCAUAGAGAAAUUAAAACAACAAAGUAAAACCGAUGUCAAUGGUCUCAUGUGGUGGUCGGGUGGUGAUAGAAAUACAGCAAAUGAUGUUGAGAUAACAGCUUAUGCUCUAAUGGCCCUAGUGGAAACACCAGGCGAUCAUAGUCCCAUACUAAAAUGGUUAAUACAACAACGUAAUGCUCAAGGUGGUUUUAAGUCGACACAGGAUACGGUGGUGGGUCUUCAGGCAUUGGUGAAAUUUUCUGAAAAAUAUAAAAAUCUUAAUAACGUUAAUUUGACUGUACGUUAUCAUGCGCAAGAUCAAGAAGGAAUUGAUAUGCAGUACAGAGAUUUUAAAGUGGAACCGGAUAAUGCUCUAAUAUUACAACAACAUGAGUUACCCAAAUCCACGCGUCAUAUAAGUUUCGAGGUUAAAGGUACUGGACAAUCUCUAAUACAGCUUUCCUAUCAAUACAACAUAAUUGAAGUAACUCAGUUUCGUCACUUUCUAAUAAAUCCCAAAGUAAAAUUGCUAAAUCCUCAUGAAUUGGAGUUAGAAAUUUGUUUUACUUAUCAAAUGCCCUCAGAAUUGACAAAUACUAAAACUAAUAUGGUUAUAAUGGAAGUAAAUUUACCUUCAGGUUUUCGUUCAGAUGCCGCAACGGAAUUCGAUAUUGACGACAAUGAAUCCAUACAAAGAAUCGAAUCGAAAAAUUCCGAUUCCACAAUAAUUUUAUAUUUCGAUAAUUUGUUGGCAAAUGUUGAGAAUUGUUUGAAAGUUGCAGCCGAAAAAAUAAGUGAUGUAAUUAAACCAAAACCUGCUGCUAUAAUUGUUUAUGAUUAUUAUAAUUUAAGUCGUUCUAAUACACAAUUUUAUAAUGUUGAAAUAUAAAUUAAAAGUGUUUUUUCUUAUCU